AUGCACAAGAGCAGGUCCGAGAGUAAGGAAAAUGUACUUUUACCUACGCUUGCAUCAAACCGAGCAAAGCGCCCAGUUUUGCACAAGCAACAAACCGGGCUGCAGCCUGAAAGCAACUUACCACUGGCUGCUGCCAAGGACAACCUUCACUUCUUCGUCUACAGGCUCCAUCCUCAGUCCGCCAGCAGCGGACGUGAAGAAGAGACCGAGGCAAACACUGGUCAUGACCAGCAGCUUUCAAGGCGCCUCCAUCGCAUCCUGCACGAGAUCCUCUCCUCUGAAACUCAGAGCUUCUACAAGAUCUACCCCGGCAAGACCUACCUCGACAUGGACUGCGUGCCCUACCUGGCUGCCCUCGAGACAAGGGUGACCAGAGCCAGAUACCUGUGCAACUGCUCCGUCUUCGUGCCCGUCAUCACCUGGGGUCAGGAACACAGCGUGCUGGAGGAGCUCGCAGCGAUCGACGAGGCGCACGACCGUGAGAGUGACUUCCUCGUGCACGCGCUGGCAGCGCUCUACCUGCUCAACAAGGACGCCGGGAGACUCAAGGCCGUGCUACCCAUCCUGCGGGACGAGUCCGAGGGACGCACCUCCCUCUCCAGCGCGUGCGGGAGCCUCAGCAGGAAGCCGUCGGUACGCAGCUGCGCGCGGGCGAGCGAGCUGAUACAAGCAGGAGGCGUCCGGAGGGACAGAGAGGCGAUACUCGAGUACCUGCUGGGAGUCUCGGUGCAGGAGGCGGUGGCGAUGCUGCUGCCUGCGGGGAGGAGGGCAGAGGUCGGGCUGGGGGAGGAGACAAGGAGAGGGAAGGGGAGCAAGGGAGUGGCUGGCAUGUACGUAGACUCAACCGGAGAUGUCGAGAGAAGCGCGAGGGAGGCGGGGGAGCUGAUAGCACACUGUCUGGUGAGGGUGGUGAAGGAGCACAUCGACCGAAAGCUGUGGGAGUUCUCGAAACACAACCCUCGGGGGAUCGAGGUGCUGCAGGUACUGCAGGAGACGGGGAUGUAUGACAAGUUCAACGAGUACUUCGCGCUGCGGGGCAUCGAGACCCUGGACAAACUUCCUCUGUUCACGAGAGCACUGUCGCAGGCUCAAAGUUGCAUUCAGAUAGUGGAAUCUUGCCUUGACAUCACAGCAUACAAUGCUUCAGACGAGAGCUCGAUCCGGACGCUCGAGAAGCUGGUGGAGGACUACAAGAAGGACGAGCGCUUCCUCCCUCUCAACGACAGGCUCAGGCAGUACCGAGACGCUGACGUCAACGGGGUCCUCGCCCUCCGCACCACCAACUCCCUCGAGACGGCCCUGGUGAAGCUGCCGGCGAGAAGCUGCAUCGUCUUCCUCAGCCUGGUGUACCUUGUGUUCGGGAUCAAGCAGCUGGGCCCGAUCAUGUCCGACCAGGUCUGGCUGCCGGACAAGAGCUCGGGCACGCCCGUCAAGCCCAAGACUGUGAGGAUAUCGGUCAUGGCAGAUCCGAUCAUCAGCUUUGCGUGGAGCUUGUUGUUCUUGAGCGGGGUGCUGCUGGGGCUGCUGAGCACACCGUUACGAGCCAAGUGGCUGCUGCUGUCAACGGGGCAUCUGGUGCUGACGGCCAACGUGGCCUGCAUGGUAGCCGACUUUGUGCAGUGCUCGACUCAGGGGACGGGGAUAGGAGCAGAGUGUAACGGUUUCUCGGAUAUAAUCACUGUGAGCUUUCUGGCUAUCAUGAUGUACCUGGCGCAUUUCGUGCAGCACUACUUCUGGAUGGCUGCCUUCCUCGCUCAAGGGGCUUACUGCUUCUACUCGGCUCUAGCUCUUGACAAUCAGUUCAGGUACGUGAUGGUCUGCCUCGGGGUAGGUUGCUGGCUGGUGGAGCUGGCGAUCGCGGUGGAGUAUCACCGGGCGUACGCCAGGACCUUCAGGGACCUCAAGGCAGCCAUGCGAGGCUUCGAGGACACUUGGACCAGCGUCGUCGAGGAGAGCUCGCACGUAGUGCAGGAGAUUAGCGCGCGAGUCGGGCGAUCGCUCAAGAGCUGGAGGAGGUGA
Guillardia theta CCMP2712 is the source of this 2019-nucleotide messenger RNA. RefSeq lists its product as hypothetical. NCBI's taxonomy places the organism in Eukaryota, Cryptophyceae, Pyrenomonadales, Geminigeraceae. The transcript has a single exon. The coding region runs from base 1 to 2019 and encodes 672 amino acids. The record is from RefSeq and is a predicted model, not a curated record.